This is a messenger RNA of Fraxinus pennsylvanica, 621 nucleotides long. The record is from the annotation of a GenBank genome assembly. Lineage: Eukaryota; Viridiplantae; Streptophyta; Magnoliopsida; Lamiales; Oleaceae.
AUGGCAUCGGUUUACCAGAUGAUCAUCUCAUUAAUUUCCACAUUAUUAAUAUUAUUAUUCUUAACAACAAAAUCCAUUUAUGCUGAUUCUCAAUCAUCAUCAUCUUCCAUUUAUGACAUUUUGGAAUCCCAUGGUCUACCAAUGGGCUUGUUCCCAAAGGGCAUUUCGGACAUUUCAUUCAACCCUGCCUCCGGUCGCUUGGAGCUCCAUUUGUUGUCUCCUUCCCCUUGCGAUGCGAAAUUUGAGACCAGCGUUCGUAAUGAGUACAGUAUUAUGGGCACUUUGGCUUAUGGCCAUAUUUUAAAUUUAUCUGGGGUCGCUGCCCAGGAGCUUUUUCUCUGGUUGCCCAUGAAAGGGAUACAUGUCGACAUUCCGAGCUCCGGGUUUAUUUAUUUUGAUGUUGGGAUUGUGUUUAAGCAAUUCUCAUUAUCGUACUUCGAGACUCCAAAAGAUUGUGAGGUUACGGCAAAGGGAGAUCAAAGAAAUGAUAUUGUUACGUUUAAUGAUCAUGUACAAAUUGCUGAGGUUACAGAUUCUGUUAUGGAGGACAGUGAAUACAAGUGUCAGAAGCUAGUAUUCUCCCCCUGGGAGCCAGCUAAAUAUGCUACUCUCCUGGGAUGA